UCAGUGCGUUUGAAUGAACGUGCGGAGCUGCGAGCCGAGGCUCCGCGGUGCUGAAAGGACAGCUCCUCCGUCCUUCAUCUGCAGAUAUGUUCACCAGGAUGUUGAAACUGAGGCUCCUCAAUGCCAUGGCACCUGCCUACUUCUUCAUGGCUACAGCAGUCACCUUCAUUUUGCACUUCUGCUUCUUCAUCCCAACAAUCUUCCCAAACGCCGACACAUCACUGACGGGGUCUACAACUCUUCACACAGUUGUUUUCCUUUUCUUGAUGUUCAACGCACUGGGAAAUUACAUAAUGACUAUUACAUAUCCUGCUGAGAGUGCCAACGAGAUUGUGGUUCCUGUGUGUUCGGCACACUGCUCGGACAAAGUGGACGCACACUACCUCCUCAACGGUCGCCACUUCUGUAAACUGUGUAAGAAGGUUAUCCUCAAGAGGGAUCACCACUGCUUUUUCACUGGGAACUGCAUUGGCAACAAAAACAUGCGCUACUUCAUCAUGUUCUGCAUCUACACAUCAUGCACUUGUUUGUACUCCUUGGUUCUUGGUGUGGCCUUUCUAACAGUGGAGUACUCCAUCUCCUUUGAGAACCCGCUGACCUUCCUCACUCUUCUCCCCCUCUCCACUGGUUACUUCUUCACAGGAACAGUCUCAGGAUUGCAGUUGUUCCUGGUGCUGAUGCUGUAUGUGUGGCUGGGCAUCGGGCUGGUCUGUGCGGGCUUCUGUUGCCAGCAGGUGCUGCUGGUGGCCCGGGGGCAGACCUGGUGUCAGAUGCAGAGGGGGCAGCUGGUGGAGAACCGCAGCCCCUGGAGAUCCAACCUAAAGGAUGUGUUUGGAACCCGCUGGAUCCUUGGCCUUAUCCUACCUGUGCAGACUGCGGAGACGUGCUCUGAAGACACAGAUCAACAUAAGCAAGACUGAGUGAAAACCGAACGUCAUAUCAAAAGCUCUUAAUAGGUCACAAGUGGCACAAUUUGUAGAAAUGCUUUUUUUGGGAUCCACGUGGUGAAUAUAAAAUGGAUACUUAUGACCUUUAAAGUCGUUUGUGAAAUAGUAAGCUGUUAGCACAAAUUCCCUUAAGGACAGGAGCCAUAUAUUGAUGUGAAUAAGUGCAUAGUGUAAGUGUAUACUUUAAGUAGCUUUCGACAAGGCAAUAUUAAGACUAAUGAGUGGGUCAUUUGGGACUUCCAGUAGUUUUAGAUGGCUUUGCAGGGGCAUGCAUUUACAGCUUUGCAUUUUGAUAUCAUGCUAUUGAUUUCAAUGCCAUGCGCCACGCGGUGCUCUGAGAUUACCAGUCAUGUGUGUUGUUCUUCCACACUUCCUUGUAGAUUAGGAUGCUACAAUGUGCCAUUCAGGAAAAUUACAGUAGUUUUCCCAAUAAUCAUUUUCUUUGACGUUAAGGGCUAGCAGAUAAGGAAACUACAGUAUGUGACUAAAGCAUAAACUGCCGUGCUAGAAACCAUUGUACUGAAAAUAAAACCUCACAUGUUGAGCCUGAAUUCUACUCAGAUGAAUGUAGUAGAACAGUGAAGCUCCUUAUUUAGAAUGAGUAGGGCAAAUGUGAAGAUGACUACCAUAUUAUUAUCCAGGGUAUUAUUCACAAUGUGCCAUAUAUGCUUACAGAUGACCCCAAAGAUGAGGUAUUCACUACACCGCUUACGAUAGGGCCCUCUGUAUAACAAUAUUAAGGACUUUCAACUGUUAUGCUGCUACUACAGCUUGUGACAUAUUCCACAACCUGUCAAAUAUGUUUCGGAUAUUAAUAAAUAUACUUUUUAAAGCUAUUUUGUCUAUUAAUGUUAUAUUAAUAAAGAUAUUCAGAUCA
This is a messenger RNA of Notothenia coriiceps (black rockcod), 1824 nucleotides long. RefSeq names its product zDHHC palmitoyltransferase 22 (gene zdhhc22). The record is from RefSeq and is a predicted model, not a curated record. The transcript has 3 exons. Gene Ontology annotation, molecular function: palmitoyltransferase activity. NCBI's taxonomy places the organism in Eukaryota, Metazoa, Chordata, Actinopteri, Perciformes, Nototheniidae. The coding region runs from base 87 to 920 and encodes 277 amino acids.